AUUAGAUUUUCGGGUUGAAACGUCUUAAACACCAAUUUCUUCGGUGUCGUUGCAACAUGUUGCUACAGCAACAGGGUUGUAUAAACUAAUACAACCCGCUGUUUGGUUGCCAUAACAACUUUUAAAUAUAUAUCCAAUAUGGCGGAUUACUGUACCUUUGAAAAUUUUCAUAAAAAAAUCGUUCUUUAAAACAAAAUGAAUACGUCAACGCUUCCACCAUUAUUGACCAACUAUUCUCCUAAUUAUGAACAGAAACAAACUGGUUGUUUGACGGGGGCUGAUGAAGUAUCUCCAAUUAGUACACAAUUAGAACAAGUUAAUUAUGGUUCUAACGAAUUAGAGAAAAAACCAAAACAUAUCAGAAUGAUGGCUCACAGGCGUCAUAUUGAGGCUGAAGAGAAAGCUUCAAAGGAGAAGCAAGAGAAAGCUCUCCACACAUUGAAAAUGUGGCACAUUGUCAAAGAAAAUGAACAUAAAAGGAAGCAGAAAAUAUUAAAAGAUCGGGUGAAAUUGCAACAUCACAUGAUCAAGAAACAAGAUGAACUUAUUCAUGAAAAGCAUGAACUGAAAAAUAAGGAACAGCAAAAGCAAAAUGAUCAAGCUAGAUAUGAAAGACAGAAGUUGUUAACUGGGAUACAAAAAAAAGUUCAACUGAAAAGUAAAACCCCAUUGAAUGUAAAUAAUGGCAAACCUAAGAAGCUUAAACCACCUGUCAUGAAGCCUGAAAAUGAAGAAGCACCCUGCAAAACAUGUGAUGAAGAGAAACUUUCGGAAAAAGCAUCACAAAAGCUUGAUGCUUUUUCUGAAGAGGACUUGUCAGAACUCUUAGAAAACUCAAUGAUGGAGAAUGCAGAUUUUCAUGAAUUACGUUACCAACCAUUGCAAGUCCAACUGGAAAGAUUGUUUGGUGAUGAGGCUGAGGGAUAUUUGAAUCCAGAAGUUAAAGAAAGUCCAAGGAAGGUCUUUGAUCUGUCAAUAGCAAGGAAAAAGGGCCAGCAUGGUGCUGCUGCAUUAUGGGAAGCAUUAAGAGCCUUUUCCAGACAAAAGUUGGUCAACAAAGAUGCUUUAAUUUUACCUGAUGUCAAGAAUGCCUAUGCAUGUUUCAUGCGAGAAUGUCUGCGGCGUCAUGUUACGCCUGUGGAGAGAUUUUUUGUCAGCGAGGAAGAGGCUCCCGUAAAUGUUAAUCUUGAAGAAAGCGAUAUUCUAAAAGAUGUGAAAUAUCGCAGGCAUCGUCAAGAGUUGAUGUAUCGUAUCGCACAUCUUAAUAAAGAUAAAACCAAACUGUUGUUUCAAGUUAUUGGACCGCCACAUUAUUCUGAAGCCAAGGACGAGGAUGGUAUAAGAAGAUACUACCCGGAGAUAAUACAGGAGAAGAAGCCUUCGUUGAAACUCCCAGAAAUAUCCGAGAACUGUGCUUCUGCAAGAAACACCACCAUAAAUGUGAGUAAUGCGCAGUCAGUUGAAACAAAAGAGGAAGAAUAUCCGGUAAAGAAGCCUCAGUGCUCAAAACUUGUUUUCUUAACCGAAAAAAAGGCAACAUGCAGAGGACAGUUUGCGAGGCGAUUGAACAAAGAGGAAACUAAACAAGAAUCGAAACUAAAACAAUCAGAUGAUGUUUUGCGUCACAGGAAACACUCUAGCCGUUCAGAAUUUCCACAAAGGUUGUGGGAGCCACUGAGCAUGCAAGCUUUACUGGAUCAUCAAAAUGCUGUAUCGGAAAGACGGGAUGAAAUAUCUGCACUUGAUUCGUCUCAAAUUUGGAACGUAUCCACGUGAUCGUUCAGUUAAGGUUGCUCUAUUCUUUUCCCUCUUUUUGAGGACAUAAAGAAAACCAGUUUCCUGUUCAUGUUUGAAGUGGUGUUAUCUCUGAUAAUACUCUUCAGUAAAAUAUCAAUACUUUCACCUAGCCGGCCGUAGUUAGGAGUGCGCAGGCCCCGCAGAUGAACCAAAGCCUGUUAGAUAGCCUAAUGUGGGACAAAUCUCGCCAGGUUUCUCUGUAUUUCCUAGCCAUAGUGGGAAUACAGGAAAACACAAUUUUGUUGUUUACACUUUUCCUUUCAAUUCUCAGAGAGCAAUUUCUUCCUGCAGUAUUGGUUUCAUGCUGAAGGGUGGGCCAGCAGGAAGCAUUUGGCAAAGUAAUGCAGAAUCACAAAUUAAAUGUUUCUAUGGCAUUUGCUCAAGGCUUAACCUAAAUUUAAAAGUGAAAUUUUCCAACAUAUCUGUCAGGUUGAAUAGAUUUUUUAAGAAAUCUUUCCCACUUUCUAUUUCAAUAAAAGUAUUCGUAGUGUUGAGUACUGUGGAAGGCUAUGUAGAAAUACAUACAAAAAUCAGGGUACUGGUUCAGUGACCAACAGAAAUCAAUGAUUUCAUUCUUAUUUUAAUAAACUAAAUCUGCCUGACAUUUAAGCAGAUUUCUGACUCUCUAUUCCCUUACAAAAAGAGCAAAAAUGCUCCUAAAGUUUGAAGGCUUGUG
Messenger RNA from Dendronephthya gigantea, 2473 nucleotides. RefSeq lists its product as uncharacterized. Bases 196 to 1776 code for a protein of 526 amino acids. The record is from RefSeq and is a predicted model, not a curated record. NCBI's taxonomy places the organism in Eukaryota, Metazoa, Cnidaria, Anthozoa, Malacalcyonacea, Nephtheidae. The transcript is spliced from 9 exons.